CUCGCGCUCCCGUUUUUCCUCUCUCCGGGGUGGACCAAUUGCUUCACUUGUACCAACGCGGAAAGCACACCAUUCGUCCUCGAUCACUCUACAAGUUUGUUGAGAGUGUUCUGGCGAUUUUGAGCAGGGGUGAUUCGGAAUCGGUGCCCCUCAUCAGAGGCACUUUGCGCAACUCACCAUCAUCACCACCGAGCAUACCAAACGCCGGAAAACUCAGAAACCUCACCGGCGUUCGAAUCUUGGUGUGCUAGAAUUGGAGAGUUCUCACGCCGUUUCUUCCGGCGCAAGGAUUACGCGCAGAGGUCUGACAGGGAAGGAAAUAGGGGGAAGGAAAGACAAACUAGCCAGCCAUGGCGGACGACGAGCAAUGGAGCGGCAUGGAGAACACGGUCGACGACCCGGAGGAGACGAGGGUCAUUUUCUGUGCCCUUGACUCGUUUCUCCAAUACGCAAAAGUGGCACACUUCAACGUAACCCACCUCCGCCGCCAAUCCUUCUACGCCCUGCCCCAGGCGCACUGGCAGAUGCUCGCCGCCCCGCCCUUCAACUUCCUCGACACCCUCGAGCGCACCGACGACGCCAUCGAGUCCAACGCCGAGCUCGCCCGCGCCAUCGCCCACAACGGCCUGCGCUCCUUCCACCUCGUAGACGAGAACUCGACAGAGGAGCCCAAACUUCCGGACAACUGGGUCGGCGUCGCAAAGCACGGCGACACCGACAAGGCACGCAGCACCCUCCGCCAGUUCUACCGCGACUGGUCUGCUGAAGGGGCCGAGGAGCGCAGCAUAUGCUACGGUCCCGUUCUUGAAGCCCUCGAUCGCGAGCGCAAGGCCCGACAGUUGUCUUCUGGUACGACAACAGGCGCCAGCGCCGCUGCUACUUCCGUGGAACCCCUAAAAGUCCUCGUUCCUGGCGCGGGACUAGGCCGCCUCGUCUUCGACCUCUGCCUCAACGGCCACGACGCAGAGGGCAACGAAAUCUCCUACCACCAGCUCCUCGCCUCCUCCUACAUCCUAAAUUGCACGAAAACCGCAGGCCAGCACAAAAUCUACCCCUGGGUCCACUCCUUCUCCAACCACCGCACGCGCGAGAACCACCUCCGGAGCUGCGCCGUGCCCGACAUCCACCCGGCGACGGAACUCGCGCGGGCUCAGCAGCGGUCUUCCGAAACAGGCGCGGGAAUAGGCAGCAUGUCAAUGUGCGCCGCAGACUUCCUCUGCCUCUACUCCGACGCCGAGCACGCCUCAGCCUACGACGCCGUAGCGACCGUCUUCUUCCUCGACACGGCGCCCAACCUCAUCCGCUACCUUGAGACGAUCCACCACGCCCUCCGCCCCGGCGGUCUCCUCAUCAAUUUCGGGCCCCUGUUGUGGCAUUUUGAGAAUAAUGCCCCCGGAAACCACGGGCGGGAUACCGACGGUGACGGCGACCAUGACGCGAGUAAUUCGUCGGGUAUCGCGGAUCCGGGUAGCUUCGAGUUGAGCGAUGACGAGGUCAUGGCGCUUGUGGAAAAGGUGGGAUUCGUGGUGGAGAGGAGGGAGACGGGGAUUGCGGCGCCGUAUAUCCAUGAUGGGGAGAGUAUGUUGCAUACCACGUACCGCGCGAGUUUCUGGGUGGCGCGGAAGCCGUUGUAGAAUCCUUUUGCUGUCUUGAACUCUCUCGAUCUUUUCAUUUAUUGGCUCUGUUACCAAUCUGUACAUAUUGACGGGAGGCAAGG
Colletotrichum scovillei is the source of this 1717-nucleotide messenger RNA. RefSeq lists its product as uncharacterized. The coding region runs from base 351 to 1634 and encodes 427 amino acids. The record is from RefSeq and is a predicted model, not a curated record. Lineage: Eukaryota; Fungi; Ascomycota; Sordariomycetes; Glomerellales; Glomerellaceae. Gene Ontology annotation, molecular function: S-adenosylmethionine-dependent methyltransferase activity. The transcript is spliced from 2 exons.